This is a messenger RNA of Phytophthora infestans T30-4, 3600 nucleotides long. RefSeq names its product elongation factor G, putative. The record is from RefSeq and is a predicted model, not a curated record. Gene Ontology annotation, molecular function: GTPase activity; GTP binding; ribosome binding. Lineage: Eukaryota; Oomycota; Peronosporomycetes; Peronosporales; Peronosporaceae. Gene Ontology annotation, biological process: cytosolic ribosome assembly. Gene Ontology annotation, cellular component: cytosol; ribonucleoprotein complex. Bases 1 to 3006 code for a protein of 1001 amino acids. The transcript is spliced from 3 exons.
AUGGCAACCCGUGUAACACCGGAGCUGCUGGGCGCGUUGCAGCACGCACCCGAGCGCAUCCGCAACAUCUGCAUCCUCGCGCAUGUGGACCACGGCAAGACGACGCUCAGUGACAGCCUCGUGUCUGCCAACGGCAUCAUCUCGGAGCGACUGGCUGGCAAGGUGCGAUAUCUGGACAACACGGAGGAGGAACAAGUGCGUGGCAUCACCAUGAAGUCCAGCGCUAUCUCCUUAGUGUACGAACCCGAGCUUACAGCCGACAAAGACCCGGAAGCGCCGUAUCUCAUCAAUCUCGUGGACUCUCCAGGCCAUGUGGACUUUUCCUUCGAUGUAUCCACUGCAGUUCGACUCUGUGACGGCGCCUUGGUGCUUAUUGACGCAGUAGAAGGAGUAUGCGCGCAAACACACGCUGUUAUCCGUCAAGCUUGGAAGGAAGGCAUCCGUCCAUGUCUAGUUAUUAACAAGAUGGAUCGUCUGAUCUUCGAGCUGCAAUUCUCGCCCAUAGAAGCUUAUCAGAGACUCAAUCGCAUCUUAGAACAGGCCAACGCAGUACUGAGCUCCAUGAUCAGGAUGGAUGUGAUUUCCAACGAGACGGAGCAAUUAGAGAACGAAAUGCUGUUCUCUCCAUCGAACAGUAACGUUAUCUUUGCUAGUGCUACCGACGGCUGGGCCUUUGGUAUCGGAUACUUUGCAGCUUUGUAUGCGAAGAAAUUAGAGCUGCCUGUACGUGUGAUGCGCCAAGCAUUGUGGGGCGAGUACUACUACAACCACAAGAGCAAGAAGAUCGUGAGCAAACCGCCCACGUCUAGUAGCCAGACGAUGUUCUGUUCGUUCAUUCUCGACUUGAUCUGGACGACGUAUACGACGAUGACGAAGCCGGUGCAGUCGGAUGCGGACUUGGACGUGUUACGGAAACUCACACGACAACUUCGGAUUGCCAAGCUGGUUUCGGAUCGUGAUCUGAAGCAGACGGACCGGAAGAACGCGACUCAAGCGGUGAUGAGGAAGUGGCUGCCGUUGUCUACGACCGUGUUAAAGAUGGUGACGCGCGUUCUACCGAGUCCAGUGGCUGCUCAAGUAAAACGCGCCGACAAGUUGUGUACGAUCUCGUCCGACAAAUCGCUUCAAGUCUUCCGGUCUUUGCAAUCCUGUCAGACUUCGGAUGAUGCGCCGCUUGUUAUUUACAUUUGCAAGGUCAUUUCAGUGGAGGCCAAUGUGUUAUCGGAUUAUCACCAGUCCGGACUGGCUGCUACAGACGAGGUCUAUGUCGGCGUGGGUCGGGUGUACUCUGGUGUGCUUCGAGAAGGCCAGCCGGUGUAUGUGAUGGAUCCCAAGUUCCAAGGCGUAUCUGGAGACGUGGAUGUGGAUACAGUGGACUUGAAUACGGUGAAACACGUCACACGUAUUGACAGCGGGGUGGUGAAGCCGUACAUGAUGAUGGGACGUGAUCUACACAAGCUGGAUCGUGUUCCUGCUGGUAAUAUCAUCGGUAUUGUCGGUCUUCAGGAACAUGUUUUGAAGACGGCGACGUUGUCGUCAACCCUGGCGUGUCCUUCGUUGACGAAGAUGCCGUAUCAAGCCAAGCCGAUUGUCCGUGUGGCCGUGGAACCUGAAGAUCCGCGCCACUUUGGCGCUCUGGAAGCUGGUCUACAGCGUUUGUAUCGAUCUGACCCUACCGUCGAAGUCCACGUGCAGGAGACUGGCGAACAUGUUAUUGUUGCACUGGGAGAGUUUCACUUGGAACGAUGUAUCAAGGAUUUGAAGGAUCGCUUUGCAAAAGUCGCAGUGCAAGUCUCUGAGCCUUUGGUGGGGUUUCGGGAAAGUAUCGUGAACGGAACGAUCUCUUCGUUCCAGGAGCACAUCGUGUUCAAAGACCUUCUCAAUCCCGAUACAAGCAAGGAGGACGCUCUUGAUAAAGACGAGCACUACGCUGAUACGCAAGAUCCGAAACGUGCGUUGGGAACAACUCCGGAUGGCACGCUGACUCUAAAGCUGCGUGCACUUCCAUUGCCUCUUGACACUGCAAAGCUAUUGGAAGAAAAUGCGCCACUGUUGAAACGUAUCACACACACCAAGAAAUCCACAGACGAGACAGAAACCAAGGAAUCCGACGUGGAAUUGGAAGCUGCUGCACAGGAUAUCUCGGCUUUCCAGAAGAAAUUGGAGAAAUCGCUCCAAUUGAGUGACCACAGCUUGUUAAAGUCGCUACCAAUGCACCAGAUUUGGAGCUGUGGCCCUCGACGAGUAGGUCCGAACAUGUUAAUCAACAACAUUCCAGGAUACCAUUCGACUGGCUGCCUAUUCCCGUCGAACGCAACACAAGUUGAAGACUCAGAGAAAGCAGAGCAGAUCCGGAAACUGGAGAACAGCAUCGUGACGGGCUUCCAGAUGGCCUCCUCGGCUGGACCUUUGUGUGAUGAACCGGUAUGGGGCGUCGCGUUCAUCGUUGAAGACGUCGUUUUCCAUGAGAAAAGCGACGAUGUGUCAGAUGAAGAGGCGAGCAAGUACGGACCGCUUAGCGGACAGGUAAUCUCCACUAUGCGGACCACUUGCCUCAUGUCCUUUGUGAAGCAGCCUGUGCGGUUAGUAGAGGCCGUGUAUGAGUGCACAGUGCAGUGUCAAGCCGAGCAGCUCGGCAAGUUGUACAGUGUCAUCUCGAAGCGACGAGGCGAUAUCUACUCGGAAGAGUUGUCCGAUGGGACAGCGCUAUUCACUGUGAAAGCUCACUUGCCAGUCGUGGAAAGCUUCGGCUUUGCCACCGACCUGUUGAUCCAGACGUCAGGAGCUGCUAGUAACCCACAACUCAUCUUCUCACACUGGAGUAUCAUCGACAUGGACCCGUUCUUCCAGCCGCAGACAGAGUUGGAGCGAGAGGACUUUGGCGAACGCGUCUACGAACACAACUACGUGAGACGAUACAUCGAAGCGGUACGUAAGCGCAAGGGUCUGUCGCGAGAUGAAAAGAUUGUUGUGCACGCCGAAAAACAACGCACUCUUAAAAGAUAAGACGCUGGAUGGAGACGGGGGUACUGUAGCAAUAAUAUCUCGUUUGUUCCGGCUUGAAACGGACAAGCGACAAUCUCGAGGUGAGCUAAAAUUAUCAAGUGUCCAAGUAGACUCUUUUGUGCAUGUUUUAUUUUAAUAUUCAGUCUCGUGAUGGCCCCCGUUCGGGUAACUCCGACUCGUGGAGAUGGUACUCGCGCGCUGAUGGCUUAUCCAGUGGCUUCACGUCAUGCAGAGAAGCACUCGUUGAGCUGGAAGAAGUGAUUACUCCAGCUGCUCUCAUUGAGAAGACUCAUGCCCGACAACUCGCUGCGCGUGACAAAGUGUUCGAGCGCCAUCUCCCGUUCUCGUGGCUGCGGUUCUUCAUCGGAGCUGUGUCGCUAGCUCUCGUUUUCGCCGACGUCUUACGCUCCGGUGUGGGCGUGUCGAAUCUUCAAGAUGUGUACCCAUCACUGCAGCCAGACGAAGUGGUAAGUUUUGAUACAUCGUGGAACUAUUCAGUGUUUGCGUCUACCAAAGAGGAAGCCAGAAAAGGCAGCACAACAGCACGUGUAUGGAGCUACAAGUACGACUCGACUUCGAUCACGUGGCGAGCAU